GCGCCUCCUCGCACACGGGCCGGGCGAGCCCUGGCUUUCCCCUCCGGAGAGCCGCCCUCGGAGCAAAGACCAAGAGGGGGAGGGCCGCCUGCGGGGACGCUGUGGUCGUCUACACUGUUCUCUUGGCUCCGGCUCUGCCCUUCUCGCCGGCGGCUUCCCUCCCGCUUCUGCUCCGUUCCCUGGGCUCCCCGCGCAGACCAGACGGGCUGGGGGGAGGGGGGUCUCCGUCUGAGGGCAGCCUAGGGAGGGGCGGCUGUCAGGGGGGCGGGCCGGAGGGACCUGCGUCGGGCCUCGGGCUUGGGGCAACGGUGGGGGCGCCCAGACCCGCGGCCCGUCUGCAGGGCCCCCUAAGGCGCUCCAUGGCUGUGUGGAGCCCCGGAGACUUCAGCAGAACUGUCAGCCCUGCGGGAGGAGGAGUCGGGCUGGGCAGAGGCCAGAGCAGGGGCGCCCCCUGGCUGCCAUGGGGGGGGCUGGCCGAGGAGCACAGCCUAGAGAGGGUCCCGGAGGGGCUCCUGUUGCCCUUCGGGGCGCCUCGCUCCCAGCUUUCCGCUUCUUCCCCACGAGCAGGCCAUCCCGUCUCCAAGCCGAAUGUGAUCUUCCAGUUAGAGCAGAGCGAAGCGCCAUGGAUGCCCGAAGGAGAAGCGGCCAGAAGCCUACCUCCAGAUUGGGAGGCCAGGUUUGAAACCAAGGAGGCAAUUGCAAAGGCUUGUUUUGCUAUGGAAAAAUCAUUCCAAGAAAGCUUUACCUGGCAUGGUUCCUGGGGUUCUAAUUGGGGGGAAUCUUGGGAAUGUGGUAGCAGGUUUAAGAGGCAUCAGGGGAACCAGGAGAGAAAUGUCAGGCAAAUACCACUUGCCCACAAGAAAACUGAGGAGCCAAGGGGUCAGAAAUAUAAUGACUUUGAGAGACGUUUCUGUUCAGACCCAAUUCUUAUGACACCACAGAGUGCUGGAAAGAGUAUCCCUAGGUAUGAUUCACAUCGACUUUGCUUUGAACAACAUACAGACCUAAUUCAACUUGAUAGGAUUGCCUCAGGGAAAAAACCUUGUCAUUAUGAUGAAUGUAGUAUUACCUUCAGUUACUCCUCAGACCUUGUUCAGUAUCAUAGAAUACUUAAUGGAGAGAAAACUUAUACAUGUUAUGAAUUUGGGAAAACCUCUCACCAAGGUGACCUUACACAACAGCAGAAAACCUCCACUGGAGAGAACCUCUACAUAUAUAAUGAACAUGGGAAAGCCUUUGGUGAUAGCUUGUCCCUUACUCUGCAUCAGAGAAUUAAUACCGGAGAGAAUCUCUGUGUUUGUGAUGUAUGUAGGAAAGUCUUGAGUGACAGCUUGUCCCUUACUCCACUUCAGAGAAUUCCAUUUGGAGAGAAAUCCUUUAAAUGUCAUGAAUGUGAGAAAUUGUUCAGUCAGCACACAAGCCUGCUUAGACACCAGAGGAUUCAUACAGGUGAAAAACCUUAUAAAUGUAGUGAAUGUGGAAAAGCCUUCAGUCAGUGCACAAACCUCAUCCGACAUCAGAGAGUCCAUACCGGGGAAAAACUCUUUAGAUGUAAUGAAUGUGGUAAGACUUUCAGCAACAGUUCAUCCUGCAGUAUACACCAGAGAAUUCACACUGGAGAGAAACCCUAUCAGUGUGGUGACUGUGGACAAGCCUUUAGUCAACAGGGCAGUCUUAUUCAACAUCAAAGGAUUCAUACAGGAGAGAAGCCCUUUAAGUGUAAAAAAUGUGGAAAAGCCUUCAGCCAAAAUAUACACCUUACUCAACAUCAGAGACUUCAUACAGGAGAGAAAAUUUAUAAAUGCAAUGAAUGUGGUAAGGCCUUCAGCAACAGCUCAACUCUUAUUCUACAUAAUAGGAUUCACACUGGAGAGAAACCAUAUGAAUGCAAUGAAUGUGGAAAAACCUUUAGCCAGUACACAACUCUUAUUCAACACCAGAGAAUUCACACAGGAGAGAAGCCCUACAAAUGUAAUGUCUGUGAAAAAACCUUCAGUCAGAGCACAAGCCUUAUCCGUCAUCAGAAAAUUCAUACUGGAGAGAAACUUUGCAUAUGUCAUGAAUGUGGACAAGCCUUCAGUCAGCAAGGAAGUCUUACUAAGCAUCAAAGAAUUCAUACUGGAGAGAGGCCCUAUAAAUGCAAUGAAUGUGGAAAAGCCUUCACCCAAAGUAUGAACCUUACACGACAUCAAAGAAUUCACACUGGAGAAAAGUUAUAUAAAUGUAAUGAAUGUGGUAAAGCUUUCAGCAAUGGCUCAUCACUUACUCAACAUGAGAGGAUUCACACCGGAGAAAAACCCUAUAAUUGUAGUGAAUGUGGCAAGGCCUUUAGUAAUAGCUCCUCAGUUACUCAACAUGAAAGAAUUCAUACUGGAGAAAAACCUUAUAAGUGUAAUGAAUGUGGGAAAGCCUUCACACAUAGUAUGAAUCUUACUCGACAUCAGAGAACUCAUACGGGAGAGAAACCCUAUCACUGUAAUGAAUGUGGAAAGUCUUUCAGCCAGAAUAUGAACCUUACCCGACAUCAAAGAAUCCAUACUGGGGAGAAACCCUACAAAUGUAAUCAGUGCGACAGAGCCUUCAACCAAAGCACAUCCCUUGCUGAGCAUCAGAAAACACAUAGGAAAGAAGCUGAGAAAUAUAAUAAAUGCAACCGGCUUUUAGCUGCAGCUGAUGCUAUCAAGGAUUGUGUUUGAUUUUUGUUUUUGAGAAAAGGUCAUUCAUCUAUGAAUGUGGGGAAGCCUUACCAAACAUCAGAUCAUUUCUAGUAGUGAGAAGUAUAGUAAAUGUGGUGAAAAUGUAAAGCCCUUCAGGUAGGGUUCAGUUCUCAACAGACACCUCAGAGCAGCAAGAAUAUAUGGUCAUGUUAUAGUGUGGGCAGAUUCUCAUUCUCAUUUUCCUUUAAUGCUUUUAGUGAAUCUGUGGUCUCACUGACAGAGGUAUUCCUUCCAUCAAUAUUGAUUGCCACCCAUUGUACCCUCUCAUCUGUGGUAAUUUUCAUCCACAUCAUCCCAUAGAGCUCCUACCCCCAAGAAUCCAUCUUGUAUGCUACAGACCAUCCUCUGGUAUCUUGCAUUUUAUAAGUUCCUAUUAAGUGUCCACCUGUAAGCUUUCACUUUUUCCACAUGACCUCACCUAACUUCUGGUCAUGUGUUUCCUCAAUGGUAUCUCUUAUGCCAUUUCUUGCACACAGAUCAUCACUGGAAAAAUAUCAUAGCUUACCUAGAUUCACCUUCUCUUUCCUUUAGGUCAUCUGCAAAUUUUGUUUCCAUGGAGAUGGUGGUAUUCCAAUACAUGCAACAAUAUGCCAUCCUUACAAAAUCAUUUAUGUUGACAAGCCAGUAAACUGUGGGGUCAUUAAUAUUGGUGCAUAAUUUCCUCACUAUAAUUUCUGCUCUAGCAACUUGUUCUAAUGGGGUAAUUCAAUGGAUUAUAUGUCUAUAGCUAUAUGUCAUAAUCACAGGUAACAGAAAUUUUUCAUUCAUUUGCUUUAUCCAGUAUCAAUUGCUAAGCCAAGCUCUCCUUUAAUAAUUAUGAGUCUUACUGAAAAGACCCUGCAGUUUUCAAAUUUUCAGGGGAUAGGAGGUGAGCAGGGAGGGAUGUAGUUAGAUUACCCAAUAUUAUCCACUGACAGCAUUGGAGGACAGUUCUUCAAGUUAGGUGACACCAACAAAACAUACAUUAAGACCUUAGAUUAGGGCAAGCACUAUGCAGAAAUUCUGGGGAAAUAAAGCAAGGAGCUUGCAUUCUAAUAGAAAUCUGCUGUAGGAAAUCGCCUCCAUUUUAUACCUGGUGCAAAAAAUCCAUCACAGCAGUGGCAAAAAUAUGGAUUUGGGCAAGUAUACAUUUCCCUGUUUGUGCCUCAUAACAUUAAAGAUUCGGGUAUUGUUGCACUGUCAUCUUUGUGAAUGUAUUUAUCAAGGAAUAUUGUAUGAACUUAACAUAUGCAUGAGACCCUCCUUUGGGGGGGGGGGAGUCUUUUGAGGAGGUACUUUGCUCUAUCUAGUUAAAUGUCUAUUGUUUGGGGUUUUUUGGUAGUCGGUGAGCAUAUAUUGUGAGGUCUUGUAUUCUUGGCACCAUUCAGUCAACUAAUUGUGACUAAGGAUGUCUGAUGUAGAGAAUUUUUUUUGGUGGGGGGGGGUAGCCUGCUUAUUACAUUUUCAUUCCAAAUAUCUUUAAUAUGCACAUAGAUCAUUCUCAUAAUGUUUUUAAGAAUGAGAAAAUUAGGAUAUGGGUUGGUAGCUAUUUGUAUUCUCUCAAGUCUUUGUGGGCAUUUGGAGGCUAGCAAUCUGGACUGAUUCCCUGGCAAUCCAAGUGGCAAGCAUGUGCCAGAGAGUUCCUACAGUGGGAUUCUAUUUGGGGCAGAGAGGAUGAACAUAUUUGGAGGUGCCCUUGUCCACUGUAGCUAGAAAAUUCCAGCUGUCCUCCUCAACUGGAAGGGGGGAGUGUCAGUAGGUUGCCCACCAUUGUAUCUUUAUCCUAAGUGACACUAAGGAUUUUGCAUCUGAUGAAACCCACUGUGAACCCCAGAGUCAGGAAAAUUCAAGUCCAAGGCAGCUACACCUCUGAGGCUAUUAUUGCAGGUCUCCUGUUCUGAUGUUUUCUUCCAAUAAACUAGUCUAUAACCAUAA
Molecule: messenger RNA, 4631 nt
Organism: Monodelphis domestica (gray short-tailed opossum)
Lineage: Eukaryota; Metazoa; Chordata; Mammalia; Didelphimorphia; Didelphidae
Product: zinc finger protein 300-like
Biological process (GO): regulation of transcription by RNA polymerase II
Molecular function (GO): DNA-binding transcription factor activity, RNA polymerase II-specific; RNA polymerase II cis-regulatory region sequence-specific DNA binding
Source: RefSeq, a predicted model, not a curated record